AUGCAGCGGGCUUUCUUCAGCAGGGGCGCGCUGUUCGCCCAGCAGACAGCAGUGGCUCUUGAGAGUCCCCUGGUCCCCCGGAGCGCGCCUCUGCUGCAGCGCCUGGAUCGCUCCAUGUCCUCCGUGACCAUCCCGCCGCCAGCAUGCAUGCUCCGGCCGCUCGAGGCGCCUUACCGAUACCUGUUUGGACCAGGACCCUCCAACGUCCCUCCACGGAUUUUAGCUGCAGGCGGCAGGCCAAUAAUUGGUCACCUGCACCCAGAGAUGUAUGAGAUCAUGAAUGACAUUAAGAGAGGGAUCCAGUACGCGUUUCAGACGGAGAACAACAUGACUAUUGCCAUGAGCGGUUCCGGGCACGCUGCCAUGGAGUGUGCGGUGUUCAACACUGUGGAGCCCGGAGAGAGUGUGCUCGUUGCCAUCAACGGAAUCUGGGGAGAGCGCGUAGCAGAAAUUGCGGAAAGAAUGGGUGCCAGUGUACAUACAAUGGUAAAAACACCAGGAGGAUAUUUUACCAAUAAGGAAAUUGAAGAGGCCAUUGCAAAAUACAAGCCUGUCCUGUUUUUCCUCACACACGGAGAGUCCUCUGCUGGCCUGUGUCACCCAGUAGAUGGCAUUGGAGACAUUUGCCGAAAACAUAACUGCCUCUUCUUGGUUGACACAGUGGCAUCUCUGGGGGCAGCACCAAUUUUCAUGGACAAGCAAAAGAUCGACAUUCUGUACUCGGGUUCUCAAAAGGCUCUGAAUGCUCCACCCGGCACGGCACCCAUAUCCUUCAAUGACAGAGCAUGCCAAAAGAUGUUUAACAGGAAAGUAAAACCAGUAUCCUACCUCUUUGACAUGACACAUUUGUCCAACUACUGGGGCUGUGAUGGCAAACCAGCCAGAGUAUACCACCACACAGGCCCCGUGUCUUCAUUCUUCGCCUUGAGAGAGAGUCUGGCCAUUCUUGCUGAGAAGGGGCUGGAGGAGUCCUGGAGGAAACACAAGGAGGUAGCAGCCUACCUCUACAAGGGACUGGAGGACUUGGGUCUUAAGCUCUUCAUCCCAGAUAAGGAUAUGAGGCUUCCCUCUGUCACCACCAUUGCCAUUCCUGAGGGCUAUGACUGGAGGGCUCUGCUGACCUACAUCAUGAAGCACCACCAAAUGGAGAUGACUGGAGGCCUCGGUCCCUCCAUAGGCAUGGUGAUGCGAAUUGGAUUGAUGGGAUACAACUGCGAGAAGGCCAAUGCUGAUAUGGCACUGCAUGCUCUGGCAGACGCCCUCAAGAACUGCAAAAAGAGCAAAGCAUGA
Molecule: messenger RNA, 1290 nt
Organism: Myripristis murdjan (pinecone soldierfish)
Lineage: Eukaryota; Metazoa; Chordata; Actinopteri; Holocentriformes; Holocentridae
Gene: agxtb
Product: alanine--glyoxylate and serine--pyruvate aminotransferase b
Exons: 11
Coding region: 1-1290 (429 amino acids)
Cellular component (GO): peroxisome
Molecular function (GO): L-alanine:glyoxylate transaminase activity; L-serine:pyruvate transaminase activity
Source: RefSeq, a predicted model, not a curated record